Molecule: messenger RNA, 3333 nt
Organism: Doryrhamphus excisus (bluestripe pipefish)
Lineage: Eukaryota; Metazoa; Chordata; Actinopteri; Syngnathiformes; Syngnathidae
Source: RefSeq, a predicted model, not a curated record
UUCUGUCGGCGGGAUAUUUAGAACUCCGCCACAGCAUUACAGUUGUUAUGCUAGUACCCGGAGACAUUGGUUUUCGGUUGUAAUGACUCCUUUUAAAGGCUCCUCAACCAUUUUACUGUAACAACUCUACGUGCAGUCAUUUUAUAGCUAAAGUAAAUGCGAUGUGAAUAUCUUAUUAAAAUGCAGGGAAUCGUAACCAGGAGCUAGCUAGCUAAAGCUAAUGUUGUGGUUAGCAUUGUAAGAAAGACAUCUCCUGCUGAAAGAGGGACGUCCUGAAAUGGAGAAAAACUAUCCAGUGUUGAAGAGACCAAAGAGGAAGCUCCUCUACUUGCCAAGCAUACAGAAUUCCCGUAAAGAAAAGUGGGGGCCCAAGCUGUCAUUGGGAGACGUGGACAGGAUGUUUGAUGACUUGGAUUGUGUCUCUGACGUUGAGGCACCCCCCUUAUCUUUAACGCCGGAGGAUUGCGAGGAAAGCCAGGACGUGACUUCACCAGCUUCACCAGUCCCGCUGCGUCGAGCAUCAAGACCUGCCAAAUGUCAAACUCCUCCAAGAGAAGCUCAGUUGUCUCCUGCAACACAACCACUGAGUCCCGAAUUGCACAUCCACAUUCCUAUUAAAGGGCAUGGGCCAAUGAAAACCUCCAGCCCCAUUGAAAUGGGCAGGGGGGCUGUGCAGACGGAGAGCAAUGAAAAAGACAAAGACCUGUCGCCUAUCCUCUUUGACUGCCAAGAAGCCGAGGGGAGGACACAGCCUUCGUCUGGCAAGAAGGCGAACGAGGACGUCUCCCAGAAACAUCUCCACUCUGAUUUUGAGUCCCCACCGAGUCUUGUUGUCCUCUGCAAGCACACGUCCAGUCUCAAGAACAGGAUGGGGGAACCACUCCACAAUGAAAGUCCGACAGAAAGGAAAGUGUCACGUCAGUCACCCCGCCAGGAGCCCCGACUCCCCUCUCCUGAGGGGGAGUUGACAGCCGAGACGUCCGUCCAGGUGAAAAAAGACAUGUCUGCUUUUCUGCGGAAGCUUCGAGACGCUGGGCAGCCCAAAGCCACAGUGCUAAAGAAGCCCCUGGCACCAAUGAAUCCCCCCUCUGAACCAGAGGACGAUUUCCUGAUCCUGGAGGACGAAGUGUCUUUUCAUUUCUCCAUCCCCAGUAAAUCUACGACCACACCGCAAAGGAGCAAGAGGUCCAGCAGUGACAAAGACGGCUCGACAGACAAAGGGUCCAAGGGUCGCUCGCCGGAGAGGACGCCAAAGCAGCCGUCGGCAGGUGUGUCUGGUAGAAAGCCUCUCAAAGAUCCGACUGUUGGGCAGAGAGCGACGAAGAGAGAGAAAAGGAAGAAUGCAGCGGGGACUGGAGGAAGCAAGGCUCCAAGCCCCGAUGACAUUCCAGCUGCCGAGACGCUGCCUCGUGAUAUCUCGAGCAAAAAGAAAGCCCACCUGCAGGAGAAAGUGCUGCCCGACACCGCAGAGGACCAUCAGAAGGAGCCCGCCAGGAGACAAACGGAUGACGAGAAAGCCCAGACGUCAUCCAGAGUCAGGAGAUUAAAGUCUUCCAAGCCCAGCAGAGACAAUCUCAAGACCAGCAGGCCAGCUGCAAAAGUGAAAGGAAUUUGCCAGAAGCCGAGCAGCAAGGAACGUGCAGACCUGGGUUCUCCUUCGGAACCCGACAUGAGCCCAGUCCAGGAUUCAACAGCUGGAAAGCCGGAUCAAAACAAACGCUUGGGUUCUGGUGAGAGUUCCCCCGAGGAGGGUCAGGUUCUCGGGAAAAGGAAAAGAAAUCCCCCUGGAGAGUGGUGGUUGAACUGCCCUCAGAACACGGAGCAGCUCAUGGACCCGCCGCCCAGUGUCAAGAAGUCCAAACGGGGGGAAGCCAGCGCUGGCGCACCUUCGCCUGCCAAAGCAGAGAAGCAGCGCCCCUUCAAAAGACCCAGCAAGGUCUCCAAAAAGACCAAGGGUGCAAAAGUCAAGCAGAAGAAUGGACUGCCAAGAGACGCCACGGACGCCAUUGAACUCAACAGAGAUGAAGCAGAGCAGAUGGACGCUCGGGAGCAGGAAGUAGCACAGCGGGACUUGGAGCCUCUGUUGUCCAGCCCUCUGGAUCUGAUCCACAGAGACCAGAGCCACAUGUCAGAGCACCAACCAUUCCAGAGAGUGUAUCCGCACCCUGGCAGGAAAAAAGUCUCCCACUCCCCCGUCCCUCUCAGCCCCAGAGGAUCCUUGGAGCAGCUGAGCAGACCACAACCCAGCAAACGCAACAGGAAGCCACCGGGUGAGUGGUGGAAGGCCACCAGCACAUCUGAAGACGCAGAGUCGUCACCGCCCGAGCUUCUACCCAGAAGGCCCAAGAAGUCCCAGGCUCGCAAGGAGCGGAAAACGGGGUCCAAACAAAGGAGAACUCCUGCAGCAGGGGGUGCUCUUGUAUCUCCGCUCGCCAAGAAGGCGCUGUGGGUCCCGAAGAGCAUCAAAUCCUCAAUGGGCACUUUUAAGAACAUUUUCUCCUCGCAUACGGAGGGCACCGUCGUACUGAGCAAUGAAGCUGCGGAUCAGAAUAAUGAAGUCCAAUCACCUGACCAUCCAACAUCCAGAAACACCCACCAGGCAACAGUCGACAUCGACGGGGGGGACUUUCAGACCACAUUUAGCAUCCUCAGAAGCGGGCCGUCAUCCAUGAUUGAUCUGGAGAUGCACAAGGACACAGGCCCUUCAUUGCCCAGGCCUGCUCCCGCCGAGCUCUCCGUGUGUGACCUGUGUGCUCCUCCCCUCAAGCCUUUCGUCCUGCAGCCCAAGGACAAAGCCAACCUGACCAGGUGGCUGGGAGUUCUGUGGUCCACCACCCUGAGAAGUAAGAAGAGUAACAAUGCGUCCAAGGUCACCCCCGACCACUUUGAUUGGUACACCCACCGUGGCAGAGUCAUGGGUGUCAUGGAGGACCUGCACUGUGGGAACAUCUCCCAUGGAAAGAUACUGCUGGGCUCCUUCAUGAGGAAACCCCUGUGGGUGGACCACAGCGCCACCACGGUUUUCAACCUGCUAACGAGCUCCGUCAACGUGGCCAUCAACUGCACGGAGUCCUGUGUGCACGCGGGGCAGUCCUUCAUGGUGCCAUGCGGCCACGCCUACAGUAUCCAGAACCUGGUGGCGCAGCCAGUAGUUCUGUGCUUUACCAGGGUGCUGGCAGAGAGUCCAGACUGAUGUAAGCAUGUCUACAGCUUGGUAGAACAAGCUGUGUUCUUAUUGAGCUCUCGUCGUACAUUUUCUGUAGCUGUGCUUGUAGUGAAUUAGCUCUGUCAAAAUGCCAAUGGAAAAUAAAAUGUCAGAUGUUGUUUAAAGUG